AUGUCCUCCUUUGAAUCAGUGGUCGUCAUCGACGGCAAAGGACACCUCCUCGGUCGUCUGGCCAGCACUGUCGCCAAGCAGCUGCUCAACGGUCAGAAGAUCGUCGUCGUGAGAUGUGAGGCCCUCAACAUCUCCGGCGAGUUCUUCCGCGCGAAGCUCAAGUACCACGCCUACCUUCGCAAGAUGACUCGUUUCAACCCCACCCGUGGUGGUCCCUUCCACUUCCGCGCUCCUUCCCGUAUCCUCUACAAGGCCAUCCGCGGUAUGAUGCCCCACAAGACCGCCCGUGGUGCCGCCGCUCUGGAGCGCCUUAAGGUCUUCGAGGGUGUUCCCCCUCCUUACGACAAGAAGAAGCGUGUCGUUGUUCCCCAGGCCCUCCGUGUCCUGCGUCUCCGUCCCGGCCGCAAGUACUGCACCGUUGGCCGUCUCAGCCACGAGGUUGGCUGGAAGUACCAGGAUGUUGUUUCCAGACUCGAGGAGCGCCGAAAGGUCAAGAGCAAGGCUUACUACGAGCGCAAGAAGGCCGCUCGUCGUGUCCUUGCCAAGGCCGAGCAGGGUGCGAAUGUGGACAGCAAGACCAAGACCCAGCUUGCUCAGUAUGGCUACUAG
This is a messenger RNA of Penicillium roqueforti, 609 nucleotides long. RefSeq names its product 60S ribosomal protein uL13. Gene Ontology annotation, biological process: translation; negative regulation of translation. Gene Ontology annotation, molecular function: structural constituent of ribosome; mRNA binding. The record is from RefSeq and is a predicted model, not a curated record. The transcript has 4 exons. The coding region runs from base 1 to 609 and encodes 202 amino acids. Gene Ontology annotation, cellular component: cytosolic large ribosomal subunit; ribosome. NCBI's taxonomy places the organism in Eukaryota, Fungi, Ascomycota, Eurotiomycetes, Eurotiales, Aspergillaceae.